UACCAUGGAGUUGGUAGCUUAUAGUGGAAGAAAGCCUUUGCCCUCUCCGAAAGAGUUAGCAUCUCUUCACAAUUCCCAGAACUCGGAAGCCGGAAGCCCCAGUUGCAAAACUCCGACGCGAUCAUCAACGGUAUAGGGUCUGGAGGUUCCCUCUCAAUAUCUCAGCGUCGUUCAUCACCGAUCGGAUGAACCUACCCGUAGUUCCGGACAGUCACAUUCUGAGUAAUCUUCCGGUAACCCUUCCAGCCAAAAGCCGUGUGCGUGUGUGUCUCAUCUGAUAUCGACGCGGUAAGCAAGGAGAAGAGCAGAGAGGGAAAGAAGACGGAGCUCAAGACGAACCGACGAAGGCAAUGGUCUAGAUUUUGUCUUCCACCCAUUUUGUACCAAAUUGAUCGACCAAGUCACUAGGUUUGGCAGUAUUUUUUGAAUUUCUUAUUCUUGUUGAGGGCAAAAGAAAAAUCGGUGCUCUCCUUCAAGAGCAAAAUUUCGAUUCGCUUUUGCAAUGGAAAAAUUCAAAUCGUUGCGGAAAGUAAAUAUACAGGUCCCUGAUACUGGUAGAAAUAACGAUGACGACGUUGUAGAUACACCAGAAGCCAAAGAGGAGAGCGGGAUUCGAUUUAAAUCGUCCCAGAACAACGUCACAGAAGAUCAAGAGCCUUUCAUGGGGGUCAAGGUUAGAAGAAGAGCUUCGCUUCAUAGAGAUUAUCAAGGAGAUUAUCUCGAUGUCCCUUCUCAACCUUAUCUCAUGAAGAUCUUGGAGAAACAAGGUGAUCGACAGGUUCUCUUUGCAGAUAAGGUUUUGAAAUUCACUGGAUCAGGGAAGAUGAAGCGCCGUAUUCUUUUAAUUACAGACUUUGCCAUUUACAUUGUUGAUCCAGAGACUGAUGCCCUUAAGCGGCGAAUUGCGCUGGCAGCUGUUGAUAAGCUUUGUUUGAGUGAGCUGAAUGAUAAUUUUUUUGCCAUUAUAAUCCCAACUGAGUAUGAUGUCCUCAUGGCCAGUACUCGAAAGACUGAGAUUGUAACUAUGUUGGUAGAAGCUACCAAGAGCACUUCAGAAUACGAACUUGAGGUGCUUUUCUCUAACAGGUAAUGAUGUAAAUUUGGUUUA
Messenger RNA from Macadamia integrifolia, 1108 nucleotides. Its product is annotated as myosin ID heavy chain-like. The coding region runs from base 503 to 1090 and encodes 195 amino acids. NCBI's taxonomy places the organism in Eukaryota, Viridiplantae, Streptophyta, Magnoliopsida, Proteales, Proteaceae. The record is from RefSeq and is a predicted model, not a curated record. The transcript has 2 exons. Gene Ontology annotation, molecular function: cytoskeletal motor activity. Gene Ontology annotation, cellular component: myosin complex.